Messenger RNA from Pseudo-nitzschia multistriata, 2566 nucleotides. The record is from the annotation of a GenBank genome assembly. Lineage: Eukaryota; Bacillariophyta; Bacillariophyceae; Bacillariales; Bacillariaceae.
GAUUCCAUCUAUUACUUCUCAAACAACCUCUUCUUCUUGGGAGACUAACAACAAGGACCCCAAUGCACAAUCCAAGAGGGCUAGCACAAACAGAAAUGAAAAGCUGGAGGCAGUUACCAAACUGCAUCCUUAGUAGCAGUUGCCUGACUGUUGAAGCAAUUUGCCAUCUCAGACGACUGGGGCCCACUGGCUGCCUGGCAUUGCCCACAAGCUCCACAGUGAAAGAGGAAAGCAAUGGGAGAACCAUCCUUCUAGGACCUUCAAUUCCCAGUAGCAAGCUCUCUAUCAAAGAUCUAGAGCAGAGAUGAUGAUAUAUUAUGUAGCGUUGUAUUUUUGGGCAUAUAGUUGCGUUUAGAACACUUUUUGAAAUGUUUUAAAGCUUGACUAUUAAAAAAAACUCCGUUUCGUGCAUGCUAAAGCGAGGGCAAGCAUACCAAGCCCUAGUCCAACUCAUGUAUAUGUACAGAGAGCCUUUCAGACCAAAGGUUAAAAUUCUUCGUCAGUACCAAAUCCCAUGAUUAUAUGUCCGCUAAGUCUGUACCAAGAGAUUGCUGGUUUCCGUCGUGUCCUACAUCCAAAACCGAUUCGAUGAUUGGCACGCAAAACGUUGCUUUCAUCAUUUCCGACGGAACUCCGAUAGACGUUGCCAUCGGAAUCUGUAUUUCUCUGCUGGUACCGGAAUAGGAUUUGGGUGCGUUCUGCUUUGCACGAGCUCCACCCCCGUGAGCUCGACAGAGUUGAACUUUCCCAAUCGCAACGCGAUUGCAGCCUGCAAGCUUGCAACGAACACCACCGCCAUGCUAUGCGUUCAAAUCCAAGAGAAAACAUGAAACGAASACAUUAAAAACACAAUAAAAAGAUACAGCCUUCAAAUAUCAUGUACUGUCCAUUUGAUUCCACGGACUUAGCGAUGUGAACUUACCGCAGCGCAGAAAUUUGUACGACCACGAGAUACCUUCUCACAACCCGCAAACGAACAUUUCUUUCCACCUCCGUGCUUGACACAGAAUUUCGUGGAUGAUUGUGCCGACUUGUCACAACCUUCCACAGCACAUCGACGGCCACCACCAUGGGCUGUACAUAAACUGGAACCCCCGACAGCAGACUUGCUGCAACCCGCGUGUUUGCACCUUUUCCCACCUCCAUGGGCCGCACAAAAACUGGAACCCCCGACAGCAGACUUGCUGCAACCCGCGUGUUUGCACCUUUUCCCACCUCCAUGGGCCGCACAAAAGAACUUGUCGCGAGCACCCUUGUCACACCCAGGAUAUGUGCAACGUCGACCACCACCAUGRGCAAUACAAAAUCGUGUCGACCCCUGGGCGCAUUUUGUGCAGCCUUCAUGUUCGCACAUCCUGCUCCCACUAUGACGAACACAAUAGGGUCGCCGUGCCAAGGCUGGGUCAUCACAUCCCUGGAUGCGACAGGGCUGGACCAAAUUGGAGGGGCGACGGCGAGAUUCUAUUUGUGAGAAGAAGUAAACAGCAAACUCAAGCAAACCGAACAAGUAUUAAAAAACGUACCUUGAACGAUUUGUUACUCUUAACGUUUGUCGUCGGUUGACUGACUGAUCUCGUUGGUGCCGUUAUAUUGAGAGAAAUUUGACUACUUAUUCGAUUUACUUCAACAGGGGCGUGUUGAGGCACAAAAGGUGUAGAAGAAGCAGAGUUGGUAGAACCCGUUASAAUUAUGUUAUCCAUGGGGAUGGACAAGACCGCAUUUGGCACAAUUUCUUGAUCUUGCUGUUCUGUUUGUUGCUGCUGCGACGAAAAAGAAUAGCCAUGGUUUGGAUUGACAUKAUCAAUAGUUUGAUUGUGUGAUUGAUGCGUGAACGCAGUGCGUUGAAUUGGCUCUUGCAGUGAUUGAUGUGGUGUUGUUGCACCGGGAUAUUCAUUUAUAGUAGGCUGAACAACCUGGUUAGGCAGACGGAAUGGUUGAGGAAGCGGCAAAUGAGUCGACACGGCAGGAAGAGCUCCGUGAACUUGAUUCUCAGAGGAUUCGUUUUGCCCAUCUUUUGGUUGUUCUUGUGCUAUUUGUGCAUACAUUAUUUGGGAUGGCUGAAAAAAAACAUGUGCCCGUUUCGAGCCAUUAGAAUUUGUUGGAACAUGGCGGUGGACAGGUUGCAUGUCAACCACUGAUUUUAUGGCGUCGUUCAGGUGGUUCUGUAUGCCUUCAUAUGUAUGUCUCUGGAUGAGCUGGGGUGACGGUGUUUCUAUUUCCAAUCCUCUUUGCCCCGUGUAAAUCGAAGGUGCAGUAUGAGUGGUUCCACCUAAUGUGUACAACGAAUCAACUUCUGCUGUCAAUGAAUUUAUUGAUUUCUCUUGAGACUCCAUCUCAGUCGAUAUCGCCCCGAUUGGACGUUUUUUGAUCAUGAAAUGCUGGUGCAUCUCGACGUCAGCAGCCAUUUCUCCAAGAUCCGCCGGCGUGCAAUCUUUCCAUACAUCUCCAUCGACAGUUUUAUGAGGCUCAACUUUAUCUAGGCCACCCCACAAUAGUUUCAAUGCCUGCUGGACAAACUUCAAAACAAACGGUAUCGAUCCCGAGCGAACAAAUGAAUAACAACAGA